AUGAUUGAUACCAAAAUUAUCAUCAACGCGCCACCCGCUGUAGUUCGGAAGGCUUUUCUGAACUUCGCCGCUCUCCCAAUCUACCACACCCGCUUUAUUGACAGCAUCGUCUCCCUGAGCCAAGACACGCAAAACGCCUUCACACCCGGUGACAAGAUCCGCAUAACGCUCAGUGCGGGAACUUUCACCGCGUCAGUUGAGGCCAACUCCCCCACAGAAUUCGCCUGGUGUGGAACGCUUGGGAGCAAUUGGGUUUUCCACGGAACGCACAGUUUCAAGUUCCUGCCUGCUAGCGAGACGGAGGAGACGACGCUUUUUGUGCAGACGGAGGUGUUUGGGGGUGUCUUGUCGCUUCUUGAGAAGGUGACUGAUGGAAGUCACAUGGCGGAGAAGUUUCAGUCGUUCAAUGAGGAUUUGAAACGGUAUGUUGAAGGUGGAUCCUGCUAG
Molecule: messenger RNA, 447 nt
Organism: Penicillium canariense
Lineage: Eukaryota; Fungi; Ascomycota; Eurotiomycetes; Eurotiales; Aspergillaceae
Product: SRPBCC domain-containing protein
Exons: 2
Coding region: 1-447 (148 amino acids)
Source: RefSeq, a predicted model, not a curated record